AUGAUCACCUCAAAAGUUUCGAUUGGGCUGUUCCUUCUCCGUGUCACGAUCAAGCCCAUGCACAAGUGGAUCAUCUACGCUGCUAUGGCCAUAUCAGUCUUCACUGGAGCCGUCUUCUUCUUCGUCACAGUUUUCCAGUGCACCCCCAUCAGCUAUUUCUGGAACAAGCACGAACCGGGAUACUGCGUUCCGAUCGAUGUGAUCAUCGGCCUCACCUUUCUGUACAGUGCAUGUGCGAUCAUUUCGGAUUUCACAUUCGCAAUCCUGCCUAUUUUUGUUGUAUGGGGACUGAACAUGCCUGCAAAGACAAGAAUCUUGCUGAUUCCUAUCCUUGGGAUGGCCUGCAUUGCCAGUAUCGCUGUUACCGUGCGAUUAGCCUAUGUCAUGAAGUUCAGAGAUCCCGACUUUCUCUGGGCUACCGUUGACGUCGCCAUCUGGAGUGACAUCGAACAAGGCCUCGCCAUAACUGCUGGAAGUCUCGCAACACUCCGCCCACUGUACCGCGUCGUCACUUCGAAACUCGGUCUCUCCUCGGGCGGUACAGACGACAGCUCAAAGCCGACUGGCGCGCGUACACCUCAAUGGAGCCCUCGACUAUCCAGCCCACGUAGUGGAUUUCCGAGCUUCAAAUCGUUGUUGCGGUCGGAGAAGGGAACUGUCAGAGAUAAGGACGACGAGUAUGGCAUGGGCGAUCUUCAGCCUGUACGACUCAGGGAUGAUCUUGUUGAUGCAAAUGGGAGAGAGAAGAACGACAAGGGAUACACAACAUGGGAGAUACAAGCUAGCAAGAGCUCUGAUGAAGAGUGCCGUGCUGGCACUGUAACGGUGCACACACAAGUCCACCAGGCUUCCGAAAGGCGAUAA
Molecule: messenger RNA, 864 nt
Organism: Parastagonospora nodorum SN15
Lineage: Eukaryota; Fungi; Ascomycota; Dothideomycetes; Pleosporales; Phaeosphaeriaceae
Exons: 2
Coding region: 1-864 (287 amino acids)
Source: RefSeq, a predicted model, not a curated record